AGCCAUUGGAGCUAUUCUAAAUCAACGCGUGGGGUGCACAUCCUCUCAGUGCGUCCACAAUCUCUCAGGUUCGCAAUGUUCCGAGUGUUGGUUUGGUCUCAACUCAGCUUCUUAGCGGCGGCUACAGCGAAGGAGCUGUUCGUCAUCAAGGAGAUUUGGUCCAAUUCUGACUGCACUGGCGAGAUCACAUUCCGCAGUGAGGCAGGAUUGGAAGGAGAUUGUAUCAGGGGUCCCCGUGCUACUGACUUGUUCAAGGUGCCUACUCUCACCAACAGCAGCUUUGUAGUCCAUUUGUGGACACAAAGUUGGAGCUGCAGCGGCGACUCGCAUUCAAACAAGCAAGUGAAUUCUGACGAGUGCAACAGUGGCGAGAAGUUUGUGGCGAUGGAUCUCGAGACAUAUACCAAGUACUCCUACAAAGCUUGGGACACAGAGUGUGUUGAGGAAGUUCAUGAGUACAAGAAGUAUGCAGAUGGGGAGUGUUUUACCGGGCUUGAUGAUGCACAAGGAAGCUCCAAGGUCGUAUGUGAGACAGAGAAUAUGUCUGUGGUGACAUAUACAUACACUGAGAAGAAUUGCACGGGCAACGUCUCAGUGGCAAGCUCCUAUGCAGAUCUUGCGUGCAUUUCUGAGACUGGUUCCUUCUCGCAGGUCAACAACGAUAAGUACACCUGCAGCAUCUGGACGACCACCAGUACAUCCAUGCCCAGCACGAGCACCUACACCAAGACAUUCACGACCUCAGGCACAACCACCCUGACAAGCGGCAACGACGAGACUGAGUCACAGGCCAGCUCGACCGCGACGACUCAGAUUUUGGUGCAGGUGACAGGUGUUGAUCACCCAGCCUCAUGGACCUCCAUGGCUAUGUCUGCAGAUGGUUCGAAGAUAGCGGUGGGGUCUUGGGCAGGGAAGGUUUGGCUGAGUUCAGACUUUGGAAAGUCCUGGACCAAGAAGACAGCGCCGGGUGAUGCGAUCGCCAUGUCUUCGGAUGGUUCUAAGAUCGUCGCCGGAGAAGAGCGUGGUAACCUUUACACGAGUUCAGAUGGUGGUGCUACAUGGACUGAAGACACAUCAGUGGGGGAAACCAAACGAUGGUCUGACAUAGCCAUGUCGUCAGAUGGCUCAAAGGUUGCCGCAAUAGCCCACAAAGACCACAUUUGGAUGAGCUCGAAUGGUGGCAGAACCUGGACGCAAGACGUGUCAGUGGGGGAGACCCAGUGGUGGCAGGAGAUUGUCAUGUCUUCAGAUGGCUCCAAGUUGGCGGCUGCUGUUUCGGACGGCGGCUAUUCAGGGUCCAUUUGGACAAGCUCAGAUGCUGGGGAAACCUGGGUGAAGGCGGAGUCAUCUUCGCGCAAGGACUGGCAGAGCAUCACCAUGUCUUCAGAUGGCUCCAAGUUGGCGGCUUGCGAGGGGGAUGGUAUCUAUGAGGGGAACCUUUGGGGCAGUGCUGAUGGAGGCUCUACAUGGCUCACAUUAAGUCUUCCUUGCAUCAGGCUGGUACGUGCGUCCUCCAACUUUACCACGCUCAUCACUGAUGCCAGUCUUGGAUCUCAGAACGGUAUUUUCGUGAUUGAUGUUGCUGGUGGCAACACAUGGAAAUUGUCGAACACGACUUCCCCGACGUGGACAUCACUGGCCAUGUCACCUGAUGCAUCAAGAGUGGUCGCAGGAACCUGGCAUGACGGAGGCCUCUGGAUCACACCACCCCCACUCAUUCCAGACUCAGGGACUACGGCGAGCGUCAACUUCGGAGGUGAUGGUGCGACUAGCGUGGCGAACAUGGAGGGCGUCAGGCUUGCUGUUGGGAUAAUUGUAUCACUUCUGGUCCUAGUUGCUAGUUAGUAUAGUCUCCUCAAGGCCUCAAGUUGUAUAGUUUGUUUCACCAGGAAUGAGCCUUCGAGCGCCGCCAGCCACCAGGUAGAUUGCAUGAACAUCUUCUUGUCCAGGUCUGGUG
Durusdinium trenchii is the source of this 1957-nucleotide messenger RNA. NCBI's taxonomy places the organism in Eukaryota, Dinophyceae, Suessiales, Symbiodiniaceae. The record is from the annotation of a GenBank genome assembly.